UCGAGUGAAAACGAGCUUUACGCUAUGCGUUUCGGUUGAUCUUUAUUUUGGUUUUUCGAAAGAAGGAGCAUGGAGAAGGAAAAACUCGCGACGGAGCAACCAGCGAGCGGUGGGAGGACGAAGAAGGCGAAAAAUAGCUGUCAGGAGGUGAGGGACGAGGAGGAGCAGGUGACAACGGCGGUGGCGAGCGAUCAAGCUCAACAGCUCCAAGGGAUGGCCGAAAAAUUGAGCCUGGAGAUACAGGGCAUGAGCAAUUACAAGCAGCUUUACAGCGAGAUACAAAGGAUAGUAGCGUCGUCUGCCGUGAAAAAGGACGACUUCAAGAAUACACUGUUCGAGGCUCUGAAGAGGGAGGGUUUAGAAACCGAGCUAAGAAAUACCGUCUUCCAUUGGAUGAGGUCGCAGAGGCUCGACGAGCCCAAAGAGCAAGCCAACGUCUACGGGGCCGAUUUGAGCUAUCUGAAGAAGGCGCAGAUGCAGUGGGAGCGUCGAAUACAGAAGUCACUGAAUUCCAUGUGCAACGAGCUGAAUAUACCGCUGGCGCGGCUGAGGUCCGCGGCGGAUCGCGACGAGCUCGCGGAGAAGUGGAACGAGCUCAGUACCUGCGAUUUUGAUCUGGGACAGUACAGGCCGCUGUUCGCCCCGAAAGACUUUCUGGAGGUGCUGUUUUCGCUGAGAGAUCCGACCUUCAAAAAGCAGCCAAACGAGCUCAACUGGGAAUUCAGCCACAUACAGAUCAAAGUCAAGACGCUCGCUCAGUUGCGCGACGUGUACGAGGAGUUAUCCCGCGGCGAGCCUCUGCUCGGCGUCAACGGCAACGUGCCCAGCAGCCUCGCCCACUGCCCCAAUUUCGAAGCGGAGCGCAUCCAUCUGGGCGAAAAAGUCCUCAAGGCCAAUCACGCGCCCGUCGCCCAGGAAUUUCUCAAGCGCGGCUGUCCCCGUGCGCUGCGCGGCCGUCUCUGGUCACUGGUGCUGGGCUCGGUGGUGCGCGACGCCGACGCCGACUACUACGACGAGCUCAAGGCCAUGGUCCUGCAGUACGACAUCAUGGUGGACAAGCUGAUCAUCAAGGACGUCCAGCUGACCGCGAGCAACGACGACCAGUACUUCGUGUUCGAGGAUCUGCUCUACAAGACGAUGCUGAGCUUCUCGCGCGACAGCGAGGUGCUGCCCUCGGUGACGAGGGACAAGUGCGCCGGCGGCCAGGUGAUACACGCCGUGCUCCAGGGCAAGCCCGCCACGCUGGAGAACACCCUCGUGUUUCCGCCGAGCGGCGUGAUACCCUUUCACGGCUUCACCAUGUACGCCACGCCGUUCUGCUAUCUGUACGACGAUCCGUGCGCCAUUUACUUCACCUUUCGGGCCUUCUAUCUGCGCUACUGGUUCAGGCUGCACACGGUGUCGAGCCACGAGCAGGGCAUCGUCGCGGUCUGCCUGUGCUUCGAGCGACUGCUGCAGUGCCACGAGCCCGAGCUCUGGGCCCACUUUCGCAAUCUGCACAUACCGCCCGUCAAGGUCGUGUUCAAGUGGCUGAUGCGGGGCUUCAGCGGCCACCUGCCGCCCGAGCAGCUGCUCUACCUCUGGGACCUGGUGCUGGCCUACGACUCGCUCGAGAUCGUCGCUCUGCUCGCCGCGACCAUACUCAGCUUUCGCAAGGACAAUCUCAUGCAGGUCAACACGGUGCACAACGUCGAGGCGGUAUUGGCCGAUUUGUCAUCGAUCAAAGUCAUGCCGUUGCUGCAGUUGAGUCUGUUGAGAGAUUGAGGUCGAGCUGCUGCGUC
Molecule: messenger RNA, 1781 nt
Organism: Trichogramma pretiosum
Lineage: Eukaryota; Metazoa; Arthropoda; Insecta; Hymenoptera; Trichogrammatidae
Product: TBC1 domain family member 19
Exons: 8
Coding region: 70-1764 (564 amino acids)
Source: RefSeq, a predicted model, not a curated record